GCCAAUUAAUCCCAUAUCCUCCUCUUCCCAAAUUGUAAAAAUGUCUAAGCUUAUCUUUCGUGAAUACAUUGGUGUGAAGCCAUCCUCAACAAACUUACAUGAUUUUCCAACUGAUAUCAUCAACUCCAAAAUCUCCGAUUUCCACUUCAUUUUAGGCUUUGCCAGUGAGGGAUACGAAAAUGGAAAAGGCAACGGAAUUUUCAAAGAAGCUUGGGAUGUUGAAUUCUUUGGUCUAGAAAAAGUAAAAAAAUUGAAGGAAAAUAAUCCAAAGGUAAAAGUGGUAAUAAGUAUUGGCGGUCGUGAUGUUGAAACUCCAUUCGAUCCUGCUGAGGAAGAAAUAUGGAUUAGGCAGGCGGUAAACUCACUCAAAGCGAUCAUCCAAAAAUACAAGAAUGAUAGCAACCCAAACCGCAACUUAAUCGAUGGCAUUGACAUUAAUUAUCAACACAUCGCCGAAUCUACUACUGAAAGCCUUUUUAGCCACUGCUUAGGCGAAGUUAUAACAAAACUCAAGAGAGAUUCUGAUCUAAAUAUCGACGUGGUGUCGAUUGCUCCAUCUGAGAAAAACCAAUCCCACUACCGAAGAUUGUAUUGGGAUAACGCUAAAAUGAUCAACUGGGUUGACUACCAAUUCUACAAUCAAAUAAAAACUAUAUCCUCUCCUGCUGAAUUUGUAGAACUCUAUAAUAAUGUAGCAAAUGAAUACGGCCCUAAUAAAGUCCUUCCAGGAGUUAGCACCGACCCGGAUGACACUAAGAAUACUAAGAUUUCACGAGAGAAUUUCAUUGCUGGUUGCAUACUUCUCAAACAAAGCUCAACACUACCUGGUGUUUUUUUCUGGAAUGCUAAUGACUCUGCGGUUCCUCUUCCUGGUGGAAAAGAAGGUUUCCUCCUAGAGCGUUUCUGGCAAAGCCUUGUCACAGAAUAAGAUAAAGAGUUACUAUUGUGCUGUUUCUUUUUUUACUUACAUCAUGUUUUUUUUUUUUACUUGUAUCAAUAUAAUAAAGAUGUUAUUACAAGUUAUUAAUAAUAAAUAAGUAC
Messenger RNA from Vicia villosa (hairy vetch), 1041 nucleotides. RefSeq names its product chitinase 2-like. The transcript has a single exon. Gene Ontology annotation, biological process: carbohydrate metabolic process. The record is from RefSeq and is a predicted model, not a curated record. Lineage: Eukaryota; Viridiplantae; Streptophyta; Magnoliopsida; Fabales; Fabaceae. The coding region runs from base 41 to 928 and encodes 295 amino acids.